Molecule: messenger RNA, 3003 nt
Organism: Hippocampus zosterae (dwarf seahorse)
Lineage: Eukaryota; Metazoa; Chordata; Actinopteri; Syngnathiformes; Syngnathidae
Product: MBT domain-containing protein 1-like
Exons: 18
Coding region: 162-2267 (701 amino acids)
Biological process (GO): regulation of DNA-templated transcription
Cellular component (GO): nucleus
Molecular function (GO): zinc ion binding
Source: RefSeq, a predicted model, not a curated record
AGUUACGCAUGCGCAGAAGCCUGCGUAAUUUGUUGAUAUCCUGUUUGGUUUGUAGUAUUCGCAGAGGCUUUGCUCGUUCGAAUCCAAAAUUAGUAAGCACCGUCGGUUUCGUUUGAGAGUGGAUGCGCUAGUCAAGAGAAGGUCAUCUGUAUGAGGGACUAAUGGAAGACACACGGGAUUUGGCUGAGCGCACCCCGCGUUCAGAGCGGAAGAGAAGAGAUUCGUUUGGGAUGUUUGAUGGCUAUGACAGUUGUAGUGAGGAGUCAACCAGCAGCUCCAGCUCAGAGGACAGCGAGGAUGAGGUGGUUUCCUCUCUCCCUGCCAGUCUUCCCAUCAUCAAGAACAAUGGCCAGGUCUAUACUUAUCCUGAUGGAAAGGCUGGAAUGGCCACCUGUGAAAUGUGUGGAAUGAUUGGAGUCCGAGAUGCUUUCUAUUCCAAAACAAAGCGUUUCUGCAGCGUUUCUUGUUCCAGGAGCUAUUCUUCCAAUUCAAAAAAAGCAAGCAUAUUGGCUAGACUCCAGGGCAAGCCUCCAACAAAAAAGGCAAAAGUCUUACAGAAACAACCUCUUGUAGCAAAGUUGGCAGCUUACGCUCAGUACCAAGCAAGUCAACAGAACCAGGCCAAAUCAAAAGCUGUGGUUCCAUCUGAAAGCUUUGACUGGGGACCGUAUAUCUGUGUCAAUAACACAUCUGGAGCUCCAGUCAGCUGUUUCAAGCAUGCUCCCAUGGGGACAUGCUGGGGCGGUAUUGAGGAAGGUGUGAGAAUUGAAGUGCUCAACUCUGACACCAAUCACUCCACUAAGGUUUACUGGAUAGCAGAAAUUGUUAAGCUAGCAGGCUUCAAGGCUCUCCUGCGUUAUGAAGGUUUUGACGUUGACAGCAGUAAGGACUUCUGGUGUAAUCUUUGUAUCCCUGAAGUUCAUCCUGUGGGCUGGUGUGCUUCGAGCGGUAAACCUCUUGUACCGCCAAAAAGCAUACAGCAUAAGCAUUCGAACUGGAAAGCAUUUCUUGUGAAGCGUCUCACUGGAGCUAAAACACUGCCACCCGACUUUAAUGUCAAGGUACAUGAAAAUACACAGUUCCCUUUUAAGAAGCUGAUGCGGGUAGAGGUGGUGGAUAAAAAUUAUCUUUGCCGGACACGAGUGGCCUUGGUGGAGCAAGUCAUUGGAGGACGGCUCAGGCUGGUCUAUGAAGAGAGCCAGGAUGGAUCCGAUGACUUCUGGUGUCACAUGUACAGUCCUCUAAUUCAUAAUAUUGGAUGGUCGCGCAGCAUUGGACAUCGGUUUAAAAGAUCUGAUAUAACAAAGAAAAUUGAAGGUCAAGUUGAUGCCCCGCCACAGCUCUUCCAAAAGGUGCGAGAUGUGGACCAAAGUGUGGAUUGGUUUAAGGAUGGCAUGAAGUUGGAAGCUAUUGACCCUCUCAAUCUCUCAGCAAUAUGUGUAGCCACUGUAAGAAAGGUGUUGGCAGAUGGGUAUCUUAUGAUUGGAAUUGAUGGUUCUGAAGCGGUUGAUGGAUCAGACUGGUUCUGCUACCAUGGCACCUCACCCUCCAUCUUCCCCGUUGGCUUCUGUGAAAUCAACAACAUUGAACUGACCUCCCCUCGAGGUUACACUCAGCUGCCAUUUAAAUGGUUUGACUACCUCAGAGAAACUGCUUCAAUAGCUGCUCCUGUAAAGCUCUUUAACAAGGAAGUUCCCAAUCAUGGUUUCCAACGAGGCAUGAAGCUGGAGGCUGUUGACCUGAUGGAGCCACGUCUGGUGUGUGUUGCUACAGUGACAAGAAUUGUACAUCGGCUCUUAAGGAUCCACUUUGACGGCUGGGAAGAUGAGUAUGACCAAUGGGUAGACUGCGAAUCACCUGAUCUUUAUCCUGUGGGUUGGUGUCAGCUGACGGGGUAUCAACUUCAACCCCCAGCCUCCCAGAGUACCAGAGAAAUGUCUCAGUCACUCCCCAAACAGAAGAAAAAGGCCCAGCAGUAUAAAGGCCAAAAGAAAAAGAGGAAGAUUCCGGUUGGACGGCGGCCCUUCUCUCAGACAGUCAGGAGGAGAAGCUUUUCAGGGGAUGAAGAGCAGAGUCCACCCUUUUACCAUGUUGAGGGGCCAACCCAGCUCCAACACCGAACUCACCUCCACCAAACCCAUAAAUCAGACUCACUCCUACGAAUGAAGGAGGAGAUGAUGGAGGCGGAUGAGUUCAACUUUUCCCAGGGCACCUCGGAUCAGGAGAGUAAUGGCUCAGGAACAUUCUACAUUAAACAGGAACCUUAAGGUCUGGGGUUCAAACCAGGACUCAUGGGAGAAGGAUUGUGCAAGAAGUCUGGAGAAUCGGUGUGAGUUCAGAUUACACCUACAGGCACAUAUUUCGAAACGGAGAAGUAAGGUAAUGAAGAGAACAUGGUCAGUUCCUUGCCUGUUGAAAAAAAAAAUGGGUAUCCUCCGCAAUCAUUUCCAUAAGUGUGUAUAGAUUACAGAUGUUAGGAGCUCCGUUCUCCUGUCUAAACAUUCAACUAAGCUAUUUUUUUAAUAUAUGAACAAUAAAACAACCUUUCCUACGUACUCCAUGUCAGUUUCAGCUGCCCUAGGCCUGCAUAAAAUGUGAUAACUAUGUAUUGAGGUGGGUAAAAUUGGGGGUUUUUUUUCGUUUGUUGGUCGAUUUUCUUACACGUUACUUAGCCACUGAACACAGAAAUUCUAAAUCACCUGACCUAAUAGAAGCUAGCACAAAGAAGAACAAUGUAUUUUCUUUCCCUUUAUUAUUUACAUAUGAUAUACCGGUAGUUGAAAUAAUACUUGAAUUUUUCACAUGUUUUUGUCUUAACGUAGUUUUUACAUUUGCUAUUGAUGGCUUGUGGUGAAUCCUGAAAUGUAAAUUCAAGUGAUUAUAGCGAUUAGUAAGUGGAAAACAACAUUCAACAAAAUGAAAAGUAUAUGUAUUUUGGGUUUUAAUGAUAAUCUAGUCAUCCAAAGUACUGAAAAUGCUGCGUAAAAUUGCUCAAAAUCCUGA